This is a messenger RNA of Homarus americanus (American lobster), 492 nucleotides long. RefSeq names its product extensin-like. The transcript has a single exon. Lineage: Eukaryota; Metazoa; Arthropoda; Malacostraca; Decapoda; Nephropidae. Bases 1 to 492 code for a protein of 163 amino acids. The record is from RefSeq and is a predicted model, not a curated record.
AUGACCAAGUAUACCGUCCCACGCCACCGUCCCACGCCACCGUCCCACGCCACCGUCCUCCACCGUCCCUCUACUGUCCUCCACCGUCCCUCCACCGUCCCACGCCACCGUCCACGCCACCGUCCCACGCCACCGUCCCACGCCACCGUCCUCCACCAAGUCCUCUACUGUCCCUCCACCGUCCCCUCCACCGUCCCACGCCACCGUCCUCCACCGUCCCACUCCACCGUCCCACUCCACCGUUCCACUCCUACUGUCCCACCACUGUCCCUCCACCGUCCUACUCCACCGUCCUCCACCGUCCUCCUGUCCUACUCCACCGUCCCUCCACCGUCCUCCACCGUCCCUCUACCGUCUACUCCACCGUCCUCUACUGUCCCUCCACCCUUCCACUCCACUGUCCCAACCAGUCAGCAUAACCCCGCCCUCUCAUUUACCUUCUCCUUAACAUACCUGACUGCUUGGUUGACCUUCUGUGACCCCAGUGGAUGA